This is a messenger RNA of Procambarus clarkii (red swamp crayfish), 759 nucleotides long. The record is from RefSeq and is a predicted model, not a curated record. Lineage: Eukaryota; Metazoa; Arthropoda; Malacostraca; Decapoda; Cambaridae.
GGUGUGUGUGACUGGGGCGUGGCGUCAGCGUCGGCGUCGGAAGCAACGCCAGCCGACGCUGUCGACGACGACGCCGACAGCAGCAGCAGCAGCUUGAGGAAGAGGGAGCUGGUGGUGGGUCCCAGGGAGGAGGAGGCCGAGAUGAUCACGCCGGAGGAACAGAACAACACGGAGGUGGUGGCCCAGCUUGGCGGCACGGCCACUAUCAAGUGUUACACUCACUUCCUUGGUGAUGAGAUGGUGACGUGGAUGAAGAGGGACGAGGACCAGCUGCUGACAGCGGGAGGUGAAGUGUACUCAUCCGAGGCCCGCUACUCUGUGGCUCACGUCAGACACCAGAGGCUGUGGGAACUGUCGCUGAGGGACGUGAGGACGAGUGACGGAGGCCUCUAUGAGUGUCAGCUGACCACUCACCCUCCAGCCUCUCUCUUCUUCACUCUCAAGGUCGUAGAAGCACGAGCAGUGGUCGCGGGCGGCCCUGACAUCCACGUCCACACGGGGGUCAAACUCACCCUCCACUGCACGGUGGAACUGGCCACCGAACCGCCCGACUACAUCUUCUGGUUCCACAACGACACGAUGGUCAACUACUCCCCAACGAGGCCCUUGAAGGUCGUCAACCACCAAUUCGCCAGUUCCCUGACCAUCGCCAAUGUUACGUGGGCGGACGCGGGCGCCUACAGGUGUGAGCCUCACCUGGCGCAGCCGGCCAACCUCACACUACAUGUGGUGGAAGGUAGUGUACUGGGGACCUGGUAG